This is a messenger RNA of Neltuma alba, 1716 nucleotides long. RefSeq names its product FCS-Like Zinc finger 11-like. The transcript has 3 exons. The coding region runs from base 154 to 1350 and encodes 398 amino acids. The record is from RefSeq and is a predicted model, not a curated record. Lineage: Eukaryota; Viridiplantae; Streptophyta; Magnoliopsida; Fabales; Fabaceae.
GAUUUUGAGGCAUGCAAGAGGAGAGAGAUAGCAGAGUACGGCACAAGUUUCACCCCGCCCUUAUUUUUACUGCAUUUGGAACUUCUUUCUUCAGCAUCCAUCCCUGGGAAGUUCUCAGAGCACAAGGAGAGAAGACCCCGGUGAUUUAAGACAAUGCUGCGGAAGAGGAACAGGUCUCUCCAGAAGGAUCAACAUCGCGCGGGUCAUAAUUGGGACUAUCAUUCUCAGUCUCACGGUUUGGGGACAAAUUUCAGAAACAACUUAAUUUUCAACAUCCCUCGUUUGUUUGUGGGUCUUGUACCAAACAGCUUGUUAGAUUCUGAUUCAAUGAGGAGCCCAACAUCUCCUCUUGAUGUUAAAGUGGUUCCAACUUCAGGUGACACUGCCCGAACUCCAAAGUCAUGCCUGAGGAGCUGGGAUUGCAGCAAAGUAGGCUUAAGCAUACUUGAUUCUUUUAAUGAUUCUUCUGAAUUUUCUGGGAAGAUCAUAUCUUCAUCAGAGAGUAAGAUUCCAGUUAUCAGUCCCGGAAUGAAAAUUAAGUUCUCAAAUUGUCUAAACAAUGCUAAUUCUUUUGAGGCAUCCAAGUCUUUGCCCAGAGAUUUUUGUAAACUUCCUUAUACCCAGAAUAGAUCUGCUAUUCACAAGGGUGAUUCCAAUACUCUUUUCGAAAUAGGAGAAACCUGCCUAGGGUAUGAACCAUUUAGGAAAAGCUGGUCUUCUUCAAUGGAUUCUUGCAAUCCAUUUAGAAGCUUCUCUGGUUUGAAUCUUUCCAACUAUGAUUCGGACUCUGGUUUUUCAUCAGUGAAAGAUAUGUCCACCCAAGGAAUCUUUCCUCAUUUUAUCGAAAGAAACCAUAACUCAAACACCUCCCUGCCUACAGAAUUGAACUCCAAACAUGUAUCAUCUCUUGAGCUUGUUGAGUCGCUAUCUGCUGGUGAGAUUGAGAACUCUGAAGACUACACAUGUGUGAUUUCCCAUGGUCCCAAUCCCAAAACAACUCAUAUUUUUGGUGAUUGCAUCUUGGAAACUCAUUCUAAUUAUAUUAGGGGUCAUGGUAAGAAUGAAGAGAAGGAAAAUGGAGUUUCCCCGUUGACUAACUGCUCGCAGACUCCAAACCAGUAUCCCUCUAACAAUUUCCUGAGUUUUUGUUACCACUGCAACAAGAAACUGGAUGAAGGAAAAGAUAUCUACAUUUAUAGAGGUGAUGAAGCAUUUUGCAGUUUGACUUGCCGUGAUCUGGAGAUCAUGAUUGAUGAGAAACUGCAGAAAUCCAGUCCUUCUGAAAAAUCUCAAGAGCAAGAGAUUAGCAAGGAGGAACUUUUUGAAACCAGGAUCUUCACUACUACGUAGCUAGAAGCUUUUCAGUCACAGCCACCAUGGUCAUGAGAAUAGAGACGCAGUUGAUCAUCUGUUCACAUAAGUGCUGUCUUUUAUGUGCAUCUAUCUGCAGCCAUGGAUGAUCGUUCUGUACAUCACUGUGUGCGCCUUCGGGCUCUCAGACUUCGUCUUUUUGGUGGAUGAUGGCUCUCAUUAAGCUUUUCCAGUAUCAAUAUAACUUCAUAUAUAUAUAUAUAUACACAUACACGUGUCAUCAAAUUAUAGAAGCCGAUUUUUCUGGCUUCUCCUCAGGACUUUCCUGCAUUGUCAUUUAUAAUCUCAAGGAUCAACGUAUACAGCCCGAACAAGUUUUUAACUGAAUUAUAUAUUACUAUUGUA